CGUUUAUGUGCAGUGGGACACGAAAAAGUAUUUUGUUCGUCGUUUUCCGUGGUAAAAAUCUUCCCUUCUUUCGAUAUAAAUUAAUUCCUCUUCAUUCUCCUCUGGUUAGCUAUUCAAUUCUGGCAGAGAUCUCAAAAAAUGUUUUAACUUUAUGCUGGAACCUGAUCAAGGUCGUAGGUGAUUAUUUUUAUCUGGCAUAUUUUUGUGUUUUUGCUGUAAUAAUUUCCUCGUUUGCAUAAUUUUGCAGAGGCAAGGGACGUGGAGAUCAGACUGAGAUGUAUAAAUCUUAGCGACCAUGUGUGGGCACACUGGGGUUCGAACGUCAACAAAAAGUAAAUAUUUUAAAAAUUAACAAAAAAAGAGUACUUUGAGCGGUGCGCGGUAUCACGUGCCAAAAUUUUAGUGAACGGUGUACGGGCAAGGAUCAACCGAAGCGAAAGUAGCCAUAGUCCUGAAAAUCGAACCCCGGGGUUUUUUGUGUCAUGUUUCUAUGUUAUGUUUAACCUCGAGGAAGCUAAGCCACCUGUACCGUUUGGUAGAAUUUCUCCGCGAACAAGGAUUACAUCACUGCCGCAACUCCGUAAAGGAGAUCAUGUUAUGGAGGAAAGUCCUUUAGGUUACUGGCAUCACUUCAUCGUGGAGAAAGUUCGACCGAAAUUUGCUUGGGUUAUUCACAAGACUGGAGACAUGGAAACCGGAUUGCGAUCUCUUGGAGAAAGUAAUCUCAUGGGGAAAGCUGAGGUGGUUCGAACACGAUUUGUUCUCGAACCUCAACAAGUUGUCUACAGAGUUGAAUACCCUUUGAGCAACACGGAUAGCGUCGACGGAGAGGUGGUUUUUACAGCAGAUGAGGUUGUCCGACGGGCGAGAAAGCGGAUGGGAGAGAGGGAUUAUAACGCUUUUACAAGUAACUGUGAGCAUUUUUGUCGAGAAUGCAAAGCUGGAAAGCCCGAAAGCUAUCAAUCACAUGAUAUAAUUUGGGCCAUGGCGAGACUGUUGUUUGUAUCGUUUCAGGGCAUAUUUGGUGGGGUGUUGUUUUUUGUAGCUUCUGCAACAGGCUUUGUAGCUCAGACCUCAGUGUUGCUCAUUGGACAUGCAGUAGGCCUGUUCAUAGGACUAAUUCAAGAUGCCUUGUGGAUUGCUUACGAGGUAUUUCUGGCUGAUCAUGCCAAAGUGAAGGGUCACGUGACACCUGUUGAGGCUGAAAAGAUCAAAGCAAAGCGAGUGACCCCCAUAGUGUCAGGAUUUUUGGGAGGGGUAGGAGGUGCAGCUUUUGGCUUCUACAAUGUCCCAAUUCCAGUAUUUGGAAGUGUCAUUGGAGCAGUGGCUGGAAACUUUUUAUGUCAAAUUUUAGGUCUUAUUAUUGGCCGCUGGGUGUCAACUCUAUUAAAGUAGGAAGAAAAACAUUAAAAGUACAACUGAGGGAACUUUAAUCAUUUUAACUGUCAUUAACAAAGCUAAUCACAGCAAUGGGUGGUCAUACAUGCAUUUGUCGGACUACAUUCAGGGCUGUCAUUAAGAUACAGGGGCUGGGGAUUUCCCCCAGCUACUUUCAAUGGAAAAUAAAAGAAAAAUAGAACCAAAAGAAACCCGUAGCUGUUUGAUUCACCCCCUACUUGUUGUAUUUACCCGGGAACUUGAAAUCUUAGUGACAACCCUGACAUUAGUAGUUUAAAGUUAUACAGAAACAAGUAACAAAAGAAACGUGGAUAAGAAGGAAUGACGUUUCGGUGUCACCUUGAUGCCAUUUUCAAGUUCAAAAUGAUUGCUGAUAAACUGACAAAAACUUUUUCUGGCUGAUGAUUAGCAUAUACGAAAUAUAAAAAGUCACGCAAAAAGCUUCUCUAUAUGUCCAAUCAGACUCAAUUCGAGCAAAACUUUUUGUGUGACUUUUCAUAUUUUAUACAUGCUGAUCAUCAACCAGAAAAAUUUUUUGUCAGUUUAUCAGCAAUGAACUUGAAAAUGGCGUCAAGAUGACACCAAAACUUUGUUCGUUCUUAUCGACAUUAUUUUUUACUUGUUUCUGUACACUCGUAGAAGGUUUAAAACAUCAGUAGCCUAAAACACAGCAGUGGUUGAUCAUUAACACCGUUCAACACAUGAUGAAUGGUAACAUUCAUUCUAAAACCAAGGUUGCAAGAGGUUCAGUCAAGAAGACUCAAAAAGUGUUUGCUCUCAAAGUACAUGAUUACUUUUAAUACCAUAGUGUAACUCCCCAUUUAAAAAAGAUGGUUAAUCUUCUUGGGGUAGAAAAAAAUACUACCAGUAAAAAUAACUUGCAAGCAACUUGUAAUCACCUUUUUCUGUUUUAUUUAUUGUUACCAAACAAGAACAGGCAGAUUACCAAACAGUGAUAAAUGAAGUUAAAGUGAGUGACUCACAACUACAGUAACUAUCAAUAAGUUGUAUGUUGCUUUUACAAAGCCUGGUCUGCAGUGGGCUGCUACAGGAUCAGAAGCUGUCUGUGUCAGAUGUAUAUGUAUUCAGACAACUCUAGGCACCACAUACAAGUGUUUUUCGUUUAUUUUAGUGAUUGCAGAUAUUCCAACUUUGUUUAACUCAAUUUUGUUGCAAACAUGUCAAGCUUACCAUAUGUCUGCAGUGCAAUAUGUCACAAACCAGUAUGCAGACCUGACCAGCUGGUAAGCAAGUUACAGAGCAUUAAUUUUAGAAACUAACCUUUAAACAUCCCAGACACUUGUAAGAUGGGGCAAAUGAACACAAGUGACAUUCACUUGAAGACAAAUAAUUUUUGUUUCUUAUUGUAAAUAUUAACAUUAAUAGAAAUUAACAUGUACCAUAUUGCCUACUAAUAAUUUAACCCUG
Messenger RNA from Porites lobata, 2826 nucleotides. Lineage: Eukaryota; Metazoa; Cnidaria; Anthozoa; Scleractinia; Poritidae. The record is from the annotation of a GenBank genome assembly.